This is a messenger RNA of Adelges cooleyi (spruce gall adelgid), 4762 nucleotides long. RefSeq lists its product as uncharacterized. Bases 581 to 4552 code for a protein of 1323 amino acids. The record is from RefSeq and is a predicted model, not a curated record. The transcript has 11 exons. NCBI's taxonomy places the organism in Eukaryota, Metazoa, Arthropoda, Insecta, Hemiptera, Adelgidae.
UCGGUAUUUUAUUUUGGUUAUGUAUCAUCUAUGUUGUUUAGUUUUUAUUCAAUCCCGUGUGGAGGCGAGUAAUGAAGUGAAGUGUAAUUUUCAACAACAUAUUUGCAUUUUGCAUUUUGCUUUUAAUUAUUGUGUUAUCGCCUAAUUCGAGCCGACCGGUUUUCGUUUGAAAUAAUCCCAUCCGUCGUUCACACGACGCAACAAAAAAAUAAAAAACGGCUAUGUUUUGUUCUUUUCAACAACUCACAUGAAACCGGACAAAAGACAGCAUUUAGCAAUGGGAACGAAUACUGUGUAGUCGGAAUUCGAAUGGCUUUGCUGCAAAGUCGUCGUUCGGUUUGCGAUUAAUCAUUGUCAACAAAGCUGGCUUAAAAACAAGAAUUUAAGACAAUUUUCUCGCGUCGUUGUCAAGAGUUUAGAAGAAUCUGUGUUUUGAAACGUUUUGUUUUCAAGUGCUGUGUUUAACAUUUUUACAAUUCAAUUUUGUACUUAACAAAAAAAAAAGAACAGAACUGUGUUUGGCCCGCUACGACUGACUUUUGUUAUUAUUAUUUUUUUUUUUUGUAAUCGGCGUGACAUUAUGAAUCGUAAAGUGCAAAAUUUCAAUGAUUUCGAUAUUGAAUCGAGUUUUCAAGAAGAAGACAAUGUCGUCAUCAGUAAACCCUUUAUUCCGGCCAAACCAGCCAAGACCGUUUCUCCACCGCCUCCUCGACCGUCGUAUAAGGCUCCUACGGCUUUGUCUCGAGAAGAACAAUUGUUGUCGACGAUCGUCCACUUGGACAACGGAACUACGGGUUACCUAAUAACUCUGAACAAAACGACGGGGUCAUGGACGUGCCACGCGUGUUAUCCGCUCAAAGUACAGUCGUUGUCGCUGUUGGAGGAGCAUUUGGUCAGCAAGAGUCAUUUACUGGAAAUGGGAAGAUCCUGUUUUCCCGCCAAGAAUUUCACCAAAUCGUGCUCGGAAACCGGUCUGAGCGUCGGAGUGCCAUCUAUGAUAUCCGGCGAACCCGUUCCACCCGGCAUGGAAGACGAGGUGCAAAACGUUUUGGCCAGGAUACAAGCCACGCUGGACUCGAUAUUCAUUCCGCUGAUUGGACUUGAGUUUGUGUUGGAACUUUUGCCGACGGAUCCGGCCGAAGAACCCAGGUACAUGUGCGCUCUUUGCGACAAGCGAGGCGAUCCGCGCACUUUUCCCAAUCACUUGCGCAGUUUCAACCAUCACAUGGCGUACUUGCGGAGGUACUUCAGAUCGAUAUCGAACGCGUUGGAACAACAGCUCAACAAAGUGUCUUCGAAAGGUUUCCAAGAGCUUGUGUUUCAUAUCAUUGGAAAAAUAGAAGAAGAAUAUGGCCGCAUGAAACCGGUAGUGAUCGACGCUAAUCUAUUCGAUAUCCCGACAGAGAAGAUAAAAAUGUUGAGACAAGUCAACAACGGAAAGCACAUUAUGGAAAGCCCUGAAGAUAAAUGGAUGUUGGAAAUGAUAAAACCGGAAUAUGUGGAGGAUCUGAAACUGUUACAAGAAAAAUUUCCAUUAAAGAAGAUAGUAGAAAAAAACAAACGGGAACAAGAAGAAAAACAAAAAGCCUUAAAAGCAGAAACGGUGUUCAAUAAAAAUCCUCGAAUAUCUGUCAACAAAAAUCAAUUGCGUUCCAAGAACAACAAAGAAGACAGUGAUUCGGACAUAGAAUUUGUAGACAUCAAGCAAAAUACGGAAACUCGGCCGAGACCAUAUGUGUCUAACACCAAACGGAGAUCACGAGAUCGUUCGAGAGACAGGAGACCCAGCCGGCGAUCGCCUCCCAGGAGACACCGGCAUUCCAAAAGCCCUCCGUCGGCCCGUCGCAAGUCACGAAGUCAUUCGAAAACUCCCAGCAUGGCGGCGGCACGUUCUCGUUCUCGCACGCCGCCCGAUAGACGUUCUCGCAGUAGAUCAAGAUCACGGUCGCCUUACUAUAACAAUCGUGGAAACAGAUACUCUUCUUCUAGCAGGAGACGCUAUAGAAGCCGAGAGAGAAACGAACAACCGUACAGGCGACAAAUGUCUCCGCCACAACAUCAACAUCAACAUCCCAUACAUCCUAUGAGUCCGUACCCCGGCGCUCAUCCCAGGAUGUUCUUUGCACCGUACAUGGCGUAUCCAAGGCCGCCGUACAUGGGGUACCAUCCGCCGGGGAAGCCGGGCUUUUAUCCGCCGGAAAUGUAUCCGCCGGAAUACCAACACAAGGAAAGGAGUUCAACGAGUAGGAGGAAAAAGUUGGCCAACGAGUAUGAGAAAGCUGUCGAAGAAAUGAAAGCCGACAUGGAGAAGAAAUUGUCGUACCACGAGAAGAACCCGGAAAAUCAUCCUCUGUAUCAAGACGAAUGGAAAACGUUUUGGAACAGACGUUUCAAAGAGUUGCAGAUGGAAGGGAAAGAUCCGAACACUCACGACUUCAAACCCGAAUGGAUUCUGUCGUGGAGUAAGCGCAUGCAGGAGCUGCACGACGAAGAAGUCAACGACAAAGUGGAAAAACUUAGAACCAAGAUCCUCGGCAACGUAGAUAUCAGCAAAAGCUCUUCGGAGUCGCCGCCAAGAGAGCUUUCUCCGCCGAAAGACAGAAAGAGAACCGCGGACAACAACAAGACCACUUCUUGGCCGUAUAACAGUUAUAGAGAAAGUGUAGAAAAGGAAUCGGACAAAACAAACCGAUCCAACAAUCAAGAUAAAGGUGCCGGUAACGCACCGGUUUUGCCUGGAGCAUCUCCUAUUGACUCCGACUCUGAUGGUUCGUUGGGCAACCUCAGUGGCGACAACAAGCCCAGAGAGAAAAUCAAGAUCGAGAACCCGUUGAACGUGAUUACCGUGUUGAGGCAGUUGACGGUGCUGGAAAAUCAAUUGGGCCUGUUGGCGCCAAAAAUAGUCGAUUUACUGUCUAAAGGUCUGGUCAUGGAAAAAAUAGAGCCCAGGUCUUCGAUCAACCUGUUGACUCCGGAAAAUUGUGUCAUGUUUGAGACGGUAAAAGAAAAACUCAAAGGACAACUGUUGGCGGGUGUCGUCAAGAAGAAUCUAGUUAACGCGACAAUGUUUUCUAUCCGUAAUAUCGAAAAGCUAAUGAAGCUGGCGCCCAAGUUUGUGCCUUCGGCCAGCAUGUUAUCAUCCACGCCGGCGCCGGCUCCUAUAGUGGUUCCCGGGGUCGGUGUCAUCGACAAAAUGGCCAUAGCCCAGCAAAUCACACAAGCGCUGCUGGCCCAAGGCAAGGUGGACGUCACCCAAGAAGAAUUGGAAACUCUCAUUAAUGCCGUUGUCGGUAUGGCGCAGUCCGGAAGCAACACGCAAGGGACGAAGAACCUGUUAGCCAACUUGGCGAACAGCAAAGACGAUAACGCUAUGAAAACGGCAAUAUUUGACGAGGUCAACAAGAAGAGGGAAGAAGGGGACAAAAAAAACACUUUAGACCACUUGUCACAAGGUGACAUUAUUAAUUUACUGAAGAAUUUCAAAGACCUAACGUCCGACGAACAAGACGGGCUGAUUACCUAUUUAAGAGACUUGGGUAAGACCAAUCCCGAAGAAGUGAAAAAACUCAGGAAGUAUAUCGACAUAGGAUCGACAAACUUCAAAGAGGUAUCGUCGAUAUUCAAAGACGACGACGACGACGACAACUACGAGUUGUCCGAAGUGUGUAAGGCUGUGCAGGAGAAAGUAGGCAACGAACAAAACGAUCAGACGAUGAGCAGCAUGGCUGCAAAUUUUGAAAUCACCGAAGAACAAAAAAUGUUACUGAACAGUAUCCAAAACUUUUUACCGAAACCAGAAGUGAUAAAACCUGAUUAUAUGUUGCAGCCGUCGACUCAACAAAUACCGAGCACUUUGGCCCCGUCCGAAUCGCCAUACUAUAACAAUUCCUACGGUUAUCCGUCCGCCGACCCGUAUUCAGCCAAAAAACCCGAAAUCGAUAUGUUCAGUGACGAGCCUUCCACAUCGUCGUCGUCGGUUGCCCGUUCUGCGACCCAGGAGCAGCCCGACCAGUAUAGUGCACCUGUGCCGGAACAACCGGCCAACAAUCCGUUUGCCGUAGUGUCGCCGCUGGAAAACCCGAAUCAGUAUAAUAUUGCACCGCCGUCGGACCAAGUACAACCCGAUCCGUAUUCGGCCAACCAAGCCGAUAUGUACAACGACCCAUACUCGCACAACCGUGGUGGUAGUAAUAAUAAUUAUUUCCAAGGACAGCAUCAGCAAAAUAUGCCCGUUUACAAUAAAUACCAACGUCAGAACUCGGCGGCACCUUAUCCGUCGUCGUCUUCGGGGGGAUAUUUUAAAGGUGCCGACAACUAUCAAGGUACCGACAACUAUCAAGUUAACGACAACUAUCAAGUUAACGACAGCUAUAAAGGUAACGACAACUAUCAAGGUAACGACAGCUACAAAAGUAACGACAACUAUAAAGGCAACGAUAGCUAUCAAGGGAGCAAUAAUUCUUAUUCUGACAAUUAUCAGGGAUCUAAUAAAACCGACAGAAACAAGAGGUAUGGCCGGUCGCAAAACAAUCGUUAUCAAAACAGGCGGUGAGUAGAAUGCACAUUUUUAAAAUUUUUUGUGCACCACAAUAUGACAUUGUCUAUUUGCCGCACGCCAUGUGUAUGCGACUGUCUGAUUAUAAAAUACAACCAAACAUAUAAAUAUUUAUAUAUUAUGUAUAGUACAGUAUACAUUAAAAAUAUAACUUAUUUGUGUAAUUAGACAAUUUUUUUUAAUUAUAAAUAAACUAUAAUCUGGAAU